CCGUACACUCCGCUCAAGAUCAACACAUACAUGUAGGCUAUGGGUUGUGUUGCAUAUUUAUCGGUUGCUGUUGGAAUUUGUCUUCUAGUUUCUGGUACUGCUGGAGGUGAAUGCUGUAAAGCCCACAUUGGAGAUCCCAUCACCAAGGACAAUGAAGCUAUGUGGUGUGAGAACUACUGCUGUCACAACUCCACGCAGUACCAUUGCUGUGUCGACAUACGACUCCGGACAGACAGUGUGGACAGGGAGACUCUAUGCGGGGAUUUCUUCCGCCAGCAUAUCUGGGAAACCGUCCUGAUCGCCUUUGGAUGCCUCAUCGGAUUAAUCGUUAUAUGUGGUGUCUGCUACUGCUGCUGUAAGAAAAACUGUUGUCGAACAUUCAUAUAUGUAAAGUUUAAGUGAUUGUUUUCAACUCAUUGGAACCCAGUGGUCAAAAAUCAACAACAGAAAAAACACGUAUCCCUGAUUGUGCUGAACGAUUUGUGCUUUAACUACGAUUUCGUGAGCGCAUUGUGUUCAAACUGUACAUAUAAAAUGUAAACUUUGUUAAAUUACAAAACUAGUAUUAUCA
Messenger RNA from Pecten maximus, 571 nucleotides. RefSeq lists its product as uncharacterized. Lineage: Eukaryota; Metazoa; Mollusca; Bivalvia; Pectinida; Pectinidae. Bases 40 to 402 code for a protein of 120 amino acids. The record is from RefSeq and is a predicted model, not a curated record. The transcript is spliced from 3 exons.